Helianthus annuus (common sunflower) is the source of this 704-nucleotide messenger RNA. RefSeq names its product FH protein interacting protein FIP2. The record is from RefSeq and is a predicted model, not a curated record. Lineage: Eukaryota; Viridiplantae; Streptophyta; Magnoliopsida; Asterales; Asteraceae. Bases 6 to 704 code for a protein of 232 amino acids. The transcript has 8 exons.
CGUAUAUGGUACUUCGUAAUAUUUUACUAUUUCAGGGAUUGGUGGAUGAAAUAAAUGAAGUCUUGAAUAGGAAGAAGGAUGAAGAAGUGGAAAGUGAAUUAACACGCACUGAUAUUAUCAAAUGUAUACAAUCUGAAAAAGUCAGAUUAAGAGGAGUGAAUCUUUCUGGGCUUGAUCUUUCAAAACUGGACUUGUCGGGUGUGGACUUCAGCUUUGCAUGCCUGAAAAAUGUGAAUUUCUCAUGUGCUAACCUUUAUCGUGCUAAAUUUCAGGAGGUAGAUGCUGAAAAUAUCCUUUUUCACAAUGCAACAUUGAGCUAUUGUGAGUUCACAAGAGCUAAACUUCGUGGAGCUUCUCUGGAGGCGGCUAAUCUUUCGUGUGCAAAUUUACAGGAUGCUUGCUUGAUAGAAUGUAGUUUAUGUGGCGCAGACUUGCGGUCUGUGCAUCUGGAGACCGCUGAUCUCACAAAUGCGGAUUUGAUGGGAGCCAAUCUAGAAAAAGCUUUUUUACAGAGUGCCAAGUUGAAUAAUGCCAAUUUGAUGGAUGCAAAUCUUCAACGUGCUUAUCUUUGUCGUGCGGAUCUUCAGGAUGCACAUUUUGAAGGGGCGAUAAUGGAUGAGGCGAAUUUGAAAGGCGCGAUUGUAGACUCGUCAAAUUUUUUUGGAGCUAUUAGGGAGGGCCGGACUUUGGGGGCCCAAAUGUAG